Messenger RNA from Parnassius mnemosyne (clouded apollo), 1119 nucleotides. NCBI's taxonomy places the organism in Eukaryota, Metazoa, Arthropoda, Insecta, Lepidoptera, Papilionidae. The record is from the annotation of a GenBank genome assembly.
AUGCCUUCGAGCCUCUUCGGCGAACUGGGCGGCGGUGGCCUCGUCGAAGACCAGCGCGCUUUCCAGCUCGCUCUCGAGCUUAGCAUGCUGAGUUUGGGCGAGACUCUGCCUACGACGAAUUCCCUGUCAAGCCCGAUUGGAUUCGCGCCACCGCCCGACGACCGUGCUAAGAAGUCGCAAAACAUGACCGAAUGCGUGCCGGUGCCUUCUUCGGAGCACGUCGCAGAGAUCGUCGGCAGACAAGGUUGCAAGAUCAAGGCUCUUCGUGCAAAAACCAACACGUACAUUAAGACGCCUGUGCGCGGCGAAGAACCUGUGUUCGUAGUGACAGGACGCAAGGAGGACGUAGCGCGUGCCAAGCGCGAGAUUCUAUCGGCAGCGGAGCAUUUCUCUCAGAUCCGCGCGUCGCGCAAAUGCGGCGCUGCGCCACCGCCACCUGCCGGUGCGCCUGGCCACGUGACGGCGCAGGUGCGCGUACCCUAUCGGGUCGUGGGACUUGUCGUCGGUCCCAAAGGCGCCACUAUCAAGCGCAUCCAGCACACAACACACACGUACAUCGUGACGCCGUCACGCGAGCGCGAGCCCGUAUUCGAAGUGACGGGACUUCCUGAGAGUGUGGAGGCUGCACGUAAAGAGAUCGAGGCGCACAUCGCUCUGCGCACCGGCGCGGCGGGUGGCGGCACGGGCACGGGCACCGGGGAGGGCGAGCCGCUCGCACAGCUGUACCGCGCCGCAGGAUUGGCUUCUUUGCUGCGCCCCGAGCCCGAAGCCGCGUUCUCGUCUGCCGGCUCUUGCUCGUCAGGCGGUUCGUCGGCGCGUCUCGGCGAUUUACUUGGAAUCUGGUCGUCGACGGAGCGCGACGAAGGGCUGGGCGAGUCGCCGUCGUUCGAGUCGCCGGGCGCGGGCGGCGUGUGGGCGUGGGGCCCGCCGCGGCCGUCGCCCGCCGCGUCGCCGGCGCGCGCGUGCGCCGUGUGCGGCGAGCGCGGCGUGGCGGCGGCGCUGGUGCCGUGCGGCCACAACCUGUACUGCCUGGAGUGCGCGCAGCGGCUGGCGGCGGCGGCGGCGCCGUGCCCCGCGUGCGCCGCGCCCGCGCACCAAGCGAUCCGCAUCCUGUCGUAA